AAUAAACGGCUGAAAAUGUAUUAAUCACAACUUUAAAUGGAAAGGGUUUUGUGAACUGUAAAAUGAAUCUAGAAAGAUGAAGAAAAUAUAAGCAUAUUCCAAAACAAGUUGAUAUAUAUGAAAAGUAAAAGUUUAUGAAGAAAAUUGGUUAAAUCAGUUGGUUAAGCAAUAAAAAAAAGGUUGCUUAAGACACCCUAUAAUUAACAAUUAAACUAUAAAAAUCUGGGUUCUGGUCAUAAAAUUGAAUUAAGGGUUCAGUUUAAAUUCAAAAGAUGAGUUUGUCUGAGUUGUAUUCGUUUGUCAUAGGUUUCAGUGAUGCUGCCGGGAUUGCUGGGAACAUCUUUGCUUUUGCUCUAUUUUUGUCACCCAUAGCAACAUUUAGGAGAAUUAUUAGAAGCCAAUCUACAGAACAGUUUUCAGGGUUGCCUUACAUAUAUGCCCUCUUGAACUGUUUGAUCUGCCUCUGGUAUGGCAUGCCUCUCGUAUCACCCGAGAUUAUAUUGGUUGCAACGGUUAAUUCAAUUGGGGCAGUUUUUCAGUUUAUCUACAUUAUCAUAUUCAUCAUGCAUACCGAUAAAGAAAAAAAGCUAAAGAUGUCAGGACUACUGGUUGGAGUUUUUACAAUAUUUGCUGCGAUAGUAGUUGUGAGCUUAUAUGUUUUUGAGCCUCGUGAUAGACAAAUGUUUGUCGGAUAUAUAAGUGUUUUUUCUCUCAUUUCCAUGUUUGCUUCCCCACUUUGUGUCAUUAAUUUGGUGUAUAAAACAAAGAGUGUCGAGUUCAUGCCGUUCUAUCUCUCACUUGCAACCUUUUUGAUGAGUCUUUCUUUCUUUGCAUACGGAAUGUUGAAGUAUGAUCCGUUCAUUUAUGUCCCUAAUGGUAUUGGAACAAUUCUGGGGCUAAUACAACUGGCGCUAUACUUUUAUUAUAGCAACGAAUACGGCCAAGAUUCCAGAGAACCGUUGUUAGCAUCCUAUGCCUAAGUACAUUAUCUGUCGAUGUGAUAUGGAAUUUGUGUGCAAUCUAUCGAUUGCGAGUUGCGACAUUCUGAUAAGUUAUAUGUCGAUAAACAAUCAUUGAGCUAUGUUUAUCGCUGUUUUGUCAAUGGAUUCUCACAAGUCUGGAUCGGAUCAGUACACUUCUUGCUGCAACAAAGAAAGGAAGACAGCGUUAACGAGUAACUACUCGGAAAGAAAACAAUCUGGUGCUCGAUGGAACGGGCUGUUACGGACGACUAUCAAUAAGCGGUUACAAAAUUGCAGCACCAGAGCAAUAGUCUUUAAUCUUUGUUAAUGUCAGUGUACAGACACCAGUAAAUCAUUGUCUUGGAAUUGUAUAGCAUUUAUUCAUUUGUGGUUGAUUUAUUUUCAAUCAUCUAAAUGUUUUUCUUUUAGCUAAACAUUUGGAUUCAUAUUAUCAGUAUUCAGUCAUUUUGUAUAUUCAUUGUAUUUGUAUGUACCUUUUCCUUGUAAUU
Molecule: messenger RNA, 1471 nt
Organism: Mercurialis annua (annual mercury)
Lineage: Eukaryota; Viridiplantae; Streptophyta; Magnoliopsida; Malpighiales; Euphorbiaceae
Product: bidirectional sugar transporter SWEET2
Exons: 7
Coding region: 273-980 (235 amino acids)
Biological process (GO): carbohydrate transport
Cellular component (GO): membrane
Molecular function (GO): sugar transmembrane transporter activity
Source: RefSeq, a predicted model, not a curated record